CCUACCUCAAACGCCAAUGGGCUUUCGUGUCAGAAACGUGGCGUUCACUCGGCGCGGGGAACCACGUCAAUAGCAGGUCGUUACCAUUGGCAUAUGGGACUGCAAUUUAUUUUUAUUUUUCCUUCUUCAGACAAUUCUAAAGCCAUGCCUACUCAUUCUCCAUUCGACGAAGCAUUCGAUACCUGGGUCAAAGAUGCAUUAGAAGAAUGGAAGGUCCCUGGACUCUCUAUCGCGGUCGUGCAUAAUGAAGAUACAUUCUCAAAGGUAAUGAUCCUAGAACAAACUCCCCAUCAAUAACUCCCUCGUAUGCUAGUCCCAUAUUAGGGCUACGGCAUCGCCGAAUUCCCCGAUAGGAAGAUGACCACAGACACGAUAUUCCCAGCCGCAAGCACCACCAAAGCAUUUACAGCAGCAGCUACAUCACUCGCAAUUCAAGAUAGCAAAGACAGUCCUUCACCAAUUGAUUGGGAUACUCCGAUCUCAUCUGUUAUCCCAGAAGACUUUGUUCUAUCAGACGACUAUGCUACUAAGCAUACCACCCUCGAAGACGCCCUCUCGCAUCGAUCUGGCUUUCCCAACCACAUAUGGCCGGUCACGUAUGGUGACAAACAUACUAUAGCGUCUGAUCUGGUUCGCUCGCUUAGGCAUAUGCCUCUCUCAGCCCCUCCUCGGACUCAAUUCCAAUACACUAAUCACAUGUUCAUUGUCAUGUCGCAUUUGCUAGAAAGGCAUACCGGGGAGCCACUUGCCGCCUUCAUGAAGAAGCGCAUCUGGGAUCCUCUUGGUAUGAAGGAGACUUUUUUCUCGACCGAAGAGGCCAAGAAAGACCCAUCGAGUGCAGCCAAGAUCGUCAAGGGGUAUACAUGGAUCCCGGAUGAAAUUGGCGGACACUGGUUCGAGGAACCAGAGGCAAAUUGGAAACCGAAUAUGGGCGCCGGGACGAUGGUCAGCAAUGUUCUGGAUUACUCGUGUUGGGUGCGUGAAUUGAUACAUCGCACUGGGCCAUUGAAGGGGCACGACUCGUUGACCAAACCGCGGACCUUGCUUUUCGAGACCGGCGAUAUCAAUCUCCCCACGCCGUAUCACGCGUACGCAUUAGGUUGGUUUGUUGACAACUACCGCGGCCAGCAUCUUUAUGCGCAUUCGGGGGGUUGGCCUGGAUAUUCUUCUUAUGUGGGAUUUUUGCCUGAGAAGAAGUUUGGCUUUGCCAUUAUGGGAAACUCCAAUUCCGCACGUUAUGUUCUUUUCAGGCUCGCUGUUCUUCUCUUGGAUAAGCUGCUCGGGCCUGUUGAUGAUCCACUGCACGAUGAGAAAAUGGCAGAGUUCUAUGCCCAGCAUGAGAAGAUCAAGGAGAAAACUCUCAAGUACCACCCUGAAGAUAUGGAUGCUAUCAAGAGAAACUUGUUUCCCUCUUUGGCCGAUCCUCCCGUUCCUCAUACUCUGCCGCUUGAGAAGUAUGUCGGGACGUACAGGCACCCAUCGGGCAACUGGGUUCCUGUCGUUUUAGGCGAUGAUGGAAAGUUGGGUAUUGAUGCAGCUCAAGGAGCCAUUCCCGGUUACCUGAAUCUUACGCAUGCUAGCGGCGAUUUCUUCGUUGCGAAAAUGAAGUCCAGCAAUCUUGCUGCGAUGCAACCCAUAGCUGCAGAAUUCUACAUCGAUGUGUCGGGAGUCGUCAAGAAGAUCGGAUUGAGACUGGAGCCUGCGCUGAAAGAGCAUCAAAUCUGGUUUGAACGGAGUGAAACGUGA
Penicillium brasilianum is the source of this 1746-nucleotide messenger RNA. The record is from the annotation of a GenBank genome assembly. NCBI's taxonomy places the organism in Eukaryota, Fungi, Ascomycota, Eurotiomycetes, Eurotiales, Aspergillaceae.